Molecule: messenger RNA, 1395 nt
Organism: Cladocopium goreaui
Lineage: Eukaryota; Dinophyceae; Suessiales; Symbiodiniaceae
Source: the annotation of a GenBank genome assembly
AUGGAGGGCAAGACCCCUGAGGAGAUUGCUGAGGCGCUCAAGGGGCUUCCUGCUGAUCAGUUGUCCAAAUUGAAGGAGGCUUGCGUGAUCAAGGCAACUGCCUGUCCUGGCCCGGUGGAUUGCAGCCCUCUGACGGUGGUGGCCAAGGAUUACAAAGGCCUUCUGGAGCAGCCAAAGGAACCGAAGUUCAAGGGUGCUCUUUGCCAGAUCUUCGUUCGAAGCCAGCCCUACGGCGGGUCUGACAAGAGCUCGAAUGGGCACAGGUACGAUUCCAUUCCGAUGGCCAAUGGAAUGAUCAACAGUGGCAUGUCGUGCCAGCUGAUUCACUACACCCACGAGGAACACGACACCUUCUUCAAGGUUUGCAAGAACUUCGACUUCAUCAUCGUCCGCUGCAACCCUGGGCAAAUCAAGGCCGAUGGUGGUGACCAGCAGAAGUUCGAUGAUGGCAUGCGGGAGCUGCGCAAGGGUGGUAUCCAGGUUUGGCCCUCUCCGGACGUCAUGGAAAAGAUGGGUGCCAAGGAUGCCUUGUGCAAGGUGGCAACUAUGAACAUCGGCUUGGAGGAUACCUUGGCUUACUACAGCCCUGAAGAGUUCUCGGUGGGCUUUAAGAAGACCAUGGCAUUCCAACCUCGCGUCAUCAAGCAGAACCGCGGCUCCAGUGGCGAGGGAAUUUGGAUUAUUAAAUUGAAAGAGGAGAACUACUGCAAGGAGUAUGGUGAGAGGUCCUGCGAAGAUUCCGAGAAGUUGCUGCUCAUGGAAGCCAACGACAACCAUGAGGAGGAACACACCGUGGGCGAGUUCAUUGAGUUCUGCGUCAAUGGACGUACGGACAAGUCGGGAGAAUGGACCUCCAAAGGUGUUGGCAAAUACCUGGAGGGUGGCAAGGACGCUGGUGGUCAGUUGGUUGAUCAGCGCUUCUGCCCUCGCAUUGUGGCAGGCGAAUUGCGCUACAAUUUGAUUGGCGACUCUUUGAUCGGCGUCAUUCACAAGAAACCCAAGGAGGGCGGCAUCUCUGCCGUGGGCGGUACUGGAUCCAUCUACACUUUCUAUGGCCCGGAGGAGCCACUGUUCAAGAGUUUGACGGAAAACUUCUUGAAGAAAGACUUGCCACAUGUGAUGCCCUCUCUGGACCUCGCCUCGGAGCCUCUGCCUUUGUGGUGGACCACCGAUUUCAUCAACGCCUCACCGCCAGGAACCGCCCCUGAAGAAGAGAAGUGGAUCGUGGGCGAGUUUAAUUGCAGCUGUGUCGGCAUCAGCCGAUGCUUGGCGGCCUACUGCAAGGAUGACACGCCCAACGCCUGCUGGGAUGACAUCUCGGAGGAGGACAAGGCGGAGGCUAAAAAGAUGGGCGACUUGAUGGGAGAGAAGGCGCUGGCCAUCCUUUCCAAGUGA